This is a messenger RNA of Brettanomyces bruxellensis, 1914 nucleotides long. RefSeq lists its product as uncharacterized. NCBI's taxonomy places the organism in Eukaryota, Fungi, Ascomycota, Pichiomycetes, Pichiales, Pichiaceae. Gene Ontology annotation, molecular function: protein serine/threonine kinase activity; ATP binding. Bases 1 to 1914 code for a protein of 637 amino acids. Gene Ontology annotation, biological process: protein phosphorylation; intracellular signal transduction; intracellular monoatomic cation homeostasis. The transcript has a single exon. The record is from RefSeq and is a predicted model, not a curated record.
AUGGCCAUGAACACAUCGUUGGAUAGGCAUCCGUCCACCAAGAAGAAGGCACUGCUUCGCUUGGGACGGAUUUUCGCCAAGAGAAAGUCACCCUUACCGGAAUCAGCACCGGAACAGACCAUCACGCCUGCUCGCACUGUUGUCAGUCUACCCAACAGCUCAUCUGCAUCAACAACCAGUGUUACGUCAUCCGGGUCUCUCGAGUUCGCUUUUGACAACGCUAAACUUGCCGCUGACACCCGUGCACAUAUUUCAGACAGCUGCAUUUCCAAUUUUUCGUCUCGGUCGAAUCCGGCAUCAGAUCCAUCCUCCAGAAAGACGUCCUCACACUUUCUGGGACGUCAUUUGAGUGUCAACAACGGACUGAUGGACCUGGCGGGCAUUGACAGGCUGUGCAUCGACCAGGAAAGAAGAAGAAGGAGCGACGGGAGUGAGGGGACAUCUGUACACCGGUCGGUGGGCGACGAAAAUGCAAACGGAAAUGAAAACGCAAACGCAAACGAGAAUAACGACAGCGACGGGUACUUGUCGAUGGUGCCGACACGUCAAUCAACGGGUCGAUCGUCACCAGGUUCGUCGUCGGCGACGCUAGUGCAGGAAGGCACGCGGGGCGCCGGGUCGACGCGUCGAUCGACGUCUACGUCUCGGCGACUGCGGAAGAGCGAGAAGCCGCCGGAACCAAGGCUGGUACCGCGUUUCAUUCUGCACGAGGACGGCACACACGAGCACCACCUUCGGAAUAUCCGGCGGCAGGAGAGGUUGGGCCAGAUGAUAAAGGAUCUUCUUGGUGCAAAGAAGCUCCGGAGCAAGGCUGUGUCGGCGAUCCCGAAGAUUUUGUCGUCUUCUAACUUGGCACAGCUUGAUAAGGAGGCCCAGGAGACGGUGGAUGCGGUUAAUAGCACGGUGCACGACCGCAAGCUGCCGCCGACAUUGUUUGCGACACUUCUCAACCAGGUGAAAGAAGGAGGAGUCAAUGUGUACACACACCGCGGGGAGGCGAUUCGGCAGCCCCAGGACCUCAUCAGUGUUGAUGGAUCGAAGUAUGAGUCGCGGUCGAAGCUGUUGAAGAGGCAGCUGAAAGGUUCGCAGGCCAAGAGUGUGGAAAAACUGGCCGGAGAGUCCUUUUUCGAGCGGUACGGCACCUGCCAGGAGAUUGUGGGCCGGGGCAGCUUUGGAGUGGUGCGUAUUGCACACAAGAAGGUGAAGCGGGCCGGAGAUCAGGCCUCUGGAGCAGCUGGAGAGCACAUGUACGCAGUUAAGGAGUUCAAGAAGCGACCGAGCGAAAGCGAGAAGAAGUACUCUCGGCGGCUCACGAAUGAAUUCUGCAUCUCGUCGUCUUUGAAGCACCCAGGCUUGAUAGAUACGUACGACUUGCUCCGGGACGCAAAAGGAGACUAUUGCGAGGUCAUGGAGUACUGUUCGGGAGGUGAUCUGUACAGUUUGAUCAUCACCGCCGGCAGACUCGAGUACGCGGAGGCCGACUGCUUUUUCAAGCAACUUGUGCGUGCCGUGCACUACAUGCACCAAAUGGGGGUUGCUCACCGGGACCUCAAGCCCGAAAAUAUCCUCCUCACGUCUGAUGGAACGAUCAAAAUUACCGAUUUCGGCAAUGCCGAGUGUUUCAAGAUGGCCUGGGAGGACGAUGUGCAGCCUGCCAGCGGAGUUUGUGGCUCUUCCCCCUACAUUGCACCUGAGGAAUACAUCCAGAGCGAGUUCGACCCCCGGCCCGUCGAUAUUUGGUCUUGCGGUGUCAUCUAUAUGGCAAUGAGGACCGGUCGCCAGCUCUGGAAAGCUGCAAAGGAUGAGGACGAGUUCUACAGCGUGUACUUGGCAAAAAGAAAGAUGCCAAGGGCUACGAGCCGAUCGAGGCCCUCAAACGGGCAAGAUGCCGAAAUGUCAUCUAUUCGAUCUUAG